GCCACGAUGAUCUCAAGAAGAAGUUAGACCCUGAGAAGAAGUACUACGAGGCUUUUGAGAAGUCUCUCGCUGAUGCUUUGUAGUUCUACUUCAAGAUGAGGUCAUUGAAAUUAAAUUUCUCCAGAAUGAAAACUUUAUUGGUCUUAUCUUUCGUCGUAGUCGCGGUGUUUGCUGCUGACAAGUACAACUCUAAGUACGACAAUUUUGAUGUAGAAACUCUGAUCUCAAACGAAAGGCUUCUCAAAUCUUACAUCUUUUGCUUCUUGGACAAAGGCAGGUGCACGCCUGAAGGAUCCGAUUUCAAAAAAGCCUUACCUGAGGCGAUCGAGACGACGUGCGCAAAAUGCAGUGAUAAGCAAAAGUCCAACAUCAGAAAAGUCAUAAGAGCUAUCCAACAGAAACAUCCUAAGUACUGGGACGACUUGGUGACGAAAAAUGACCCAUCUGGCAAGCACCGCGCCAAUUUUGAUAAAUUUAUCCAGGGUAGCAGCUAAAUGUUACAUUAAUUUAAAGUAUGUAGGAUAAGUUAUAUAUCAGAUUAGUUGAUUUGUCUCUCUUAUUCACCUUAAUUUUGAUGCAUUAUGCAAGGUUAGGUACUGCAUCCACAUAAGCUCUUACGAAUUUGAUUACGUUUUAUAAAACGUUUUGUUGAAUUGUUUUAUAACACUUUUAACAUUGUCCUUGCAGCAGUUUUGUAAUUUUUUGCAUUUCUAUUUUUUGUGUUAAAUAUUUACGCGAAGUUAGGCUAAGGAUUUCUUCAUUUUAAAUUAUCAACACUAUACGUUCAUGGUGUAUUACGAAAUUGUUUCUUUUAUUAUUUUCUUAGACACCAUAAAUAGUUGAUGCUUGAGUAUAUUAAAUUAAAUUAAAUUAAUUUUUGAAAUCGUAAUAUAAAAUUACGUUUAUUUAUACUUAAUAAUAAUGCUUUCUAUUUGUGACCCUGUGAUGUACUUAGAACAAUUUUUUAUCUGUUAUUAAUUUCAAAUUUGAUUGGAUGAAAAUCAAAUUAAUAAAAUUGUUACUAUUUAUUUUUGAAAUAUGGACUUAAGAAGAAGUUAAUAUAAUUAUACUAACUUAUCGGUUUUUUAUAGAUAAAAUUGCUUCUUGUAAUAAACAAAAUUUUAUGAAUUUACUUUGAUAUCUCCAUUAUAGUUUCAUUCCUAGGUAGUACUUUGUCAAUGUUCAUUUCUAGGUAGUACUUUGCAAAUGUACU
Molecule: messenger RNA, 1213 nt
Organism: Hyposmocoma kahamanoa
Lineage: Eukaryota; Metazoa; Arthropoda; Insecta; Lepidoptera; Cosmopterigidae
Product: ejaculatory bulb-specific protein 3-like
Exons: 3
Coding region: 96-494 (132 amino acids)
Source: RefSeq, a predicted model, not a curated record